Messenger RNA from Micropterus salmoides (largemouth bass), 1898 nucleotides. RefSeq names its product DR1-associated protein 1 (negative cofactor 2 alpha) (gene drap1). The transcript is spliced from 7 exons. Gene Ontology annotation, cellular component: negative cofactor 2 complex; nucleus. Gene Ontology annotation, molecular function: core promoter sequence-specific DNA binding; RNA polymerase II general transcription initiation factor activity; transcription corepressor activity. Lineage: Eukaryota; Metazoa; Chordata; Actinopteri; Centrarchiformes; Centrarchidae. The coding region runs from base 149 to 856 and encodes 235 amino acids. The record is from RefSeq and is a predicted model, not a curated record. Gene Ontology annotation, biological process: positive regulation of transcription by RNA polymerase II; transcription by RNA polymerase II; negative regulation of transcription by RNA polymerase II.
CGGCGUGCUAAUGAGUUAGCCGGUUAGCUACUGCUAUCUAGUGUGUGUGUGCGCGCGCGCAGUGGAUGUGAUUUAUAUAUGACAUAGAAUAGUACUCCAGAAUAUAUUGUAUUUUAUUUUUAGGGUUAGCCAUCCAGGUAAUUUAAGUAUGCCCAGCAAAAAGAAGAAAUACAACGCCAGAUUCCCUCCGGCAAGGAUUAAGAAGAUUAUGCAGACAGAUGAAGAAAUAGGCAAAGUGGCUGCAGCAGUACCUGUUAUUAUUUCGAGAGCCCUGGAGCUUUUUUUGGAAUCACUGCUUACUAAGGCCUGUCAUGUCACCCAGUCUAGGAAUGCAAAGACAAUGACAACAUCGCAUCUAAAGCAGUGUAUUGAGCUGGAGCAACAGUUUGAUUUCUUAAAAGACCUGGUGGCAACGGUGCCGGACAUGCAGGGCGAGGGGGAAGAGAACCACACUGAGGGGGGAGGAGAAAAAGUCCCACGCAGGGGUCGAAAACCAGGGUCUGGUCGCAAGAACGGAGGGGCUGGCACCAAAGGCAAGGACAAGAAGUUGUCUGGCACAGAGUCAGAGCAAGAGGAUGACUCCGAGGACAGCGAGACAGAUGGAGACGAGGAGGACGGCUCUCAGUCAAGCACAAAUCAGCAGGCUGCAUCCAGGUUCCACAGCUCGAACUCACCCCAGCAGUACAUGCACAUGAGCAGCAUGGUCCCAGCGGGUGGUGCCAUGGCUCCUGCCCAGCCCCAGGGCGGCAUGGCCUUUGCCCCACACCCUUCCAUGAUGAGCGUCGCACCACCUCCCCCACCCCCUGCGCCGCACAAAAACGAGGAUGACGACGACGACGAAGACUAUGACUCUUAGCUCCCUCCUCUCUCCUCCUCCACCACUCACCACACACACACUCUUUACGCAUUAUUUUUCGAUUUGUUAAGUUGUUUUAGCGGCGGUCGCUCAAAGCAGAGGAGGGAAAGACUCUUCAUCACAGCCCGCUGACAGAAAAGCCCUCGGCAGCCGGCUGUAAGGGACAGCACAACAGGAGACAGGAAACUGGUUGUAUAUUAUGUGUUUUAAUUUUCUUUUUUGUUGUUGUUGUUGUUGUUUUCUUUUAAAAGAAAAGGUUUUAUUUUAUUGUAGAGGAGAAUCCAACGAGGAUGUUUUUUAACAAGUCAGUCGUUCUAUUUUGACUAUUAAAAAUGGCAGUCGUCACUGUUGCCAUGCGCCCUCGCAGACAGGAUAGGUGUGGUUUGUGUUGCCUGGUAGCUUUUUUUUUUUUGGCACUUUUCUUUCUUCCUCAGUCCUCUGUCGUAGACAUUAUGAAGUGAACACAUCAGUCACUCAAACCCUCAGGUCGGCUGAAAAAAAUCUAAGUGGUAGUUAAAGUCUUAUUAUAGCCUUUGAUGCUCAUACAAAGUUGAGAUGAGUUCAGGGCAACAGUACAUAAAGUAUUUGGAAGGAGAUCAGCACUUGGUCGAAGGGAAAGGAGGUCAUCGACUCACCCAUGAAGUGUUAUAUUACUAGGUUAUCAAUUGGCUAUGAAAUACCGCUAGUAAGAUGUGAGCCCUACUUCUCGGCUUUGUCACAACUUGCUAGUCAGUCCAAUUGUCAGGCUGUAACAUAAACAAGGAAGCAGGUGUAUUUUUACUCUACGUUAACUUAGCCACAGCUUUUUUGAAUUAGUUUCUAUUUUUAAUUCACGUUUUUAUCAAGAGAACUGUAAACCUUCACAACCACAUCCCUGAGGUCAACCAUAUCAGCUGGUUAUCGAUUUACAUUUUGUUGUUGUUGAUUUUGACGCUGUCAGAGCCUAUGGCCGUUUGGACCUCCCAUAUAUUUCUUUACACGGCCAUUAAAUUCCCCUUAUUUGCCCAUCAGAUGUAUACUGUGACCCCUGGACCAUAACUUU